GCCUUUGAUAACAUUUGAUUCAGAUUCGCCUACCUCUGGACCGUCAUAAUACAGCCGCAGUUAAAAAAACUGUCCCACAUGGGGUUCAACUUUCAAGUUGGCUUCGACAGUAUCCUACAUCACAUCUGUGUGGGUCCAAAGCUGCCAUACAUCCACUUGGCCGCCCAAAUUCUUGAUGUCGAUAUCCUGGUAACUACAUGAUUUGAUGCACUACAUCGACACUGUUCGCAGGACUUUGGAGACCACGAACGGAUUCGCCACAAAAAACUGGGGAAAAGGGAACUACCAUAUGGAGGACCCACUUAAAAAACAUAUUCCUGCUUUUAUGAUCCUGGUCCACGCCGCUCCCCCUUGGUUACGGGUGGAACAAGACGAAGCGCCUGCAAACUUGCUACGAUAUUUGCCACCGAAGGAUCAGAACCUCCCCUCACCUGCUGCCGCAUUAAGGACAGAGUCGCCGUAGCGAGAAAGCGUGCAUUUGCUGAUUCAUUCUGGAAAAAUACACGCUGUCGUUCAGCCCGUCGGUUCGCGCUGCGGAUAUACUGCUCUUUCCGCAGCGUUGAACGCCUCGAUCUUUCUUGAACCAAAUCCGCUUCUUCUCUUCGCUGACAAUUCGUCUCUCUCUCACACCUCCUCCUCUCAAAGUCCAGCCUUUUUUCGACGACUGCCGUGUGCCUUCUUCUCAGUUCCUUUAAUUCCGAUGCAAGCUGCUGUGACUGUCUCGUCUCCGUGCCCCCAGCACCACCUGUAUCUUUCUGUUGGGUCGAUUUCCAAAAAUCAGAUUCCUUCCUGUGCAACGCUUGUAACAGACGGCUUUCCUCUCGACGUCUCUCUUGUUCUUCCUGUACAUCCCUUGCAAUGUCGGCUUCUAGCUUCGCACAUUCUGGACACGUUUUAUGGGGCUCAGGCGAAACCUCCCUCUUCGGCCGCCGACGACGAAAGAACACAGUGUAUAGUCGGCGAAAGAGAGAGGGUGAGCUACCUGAAUCACCUGGUGCAUCGAUUCCUGAUAAACCCCUUGACUCAUUUCCAUGGCCUUCGUAAGAACCACGGCGUUCACCGGCUCCAUCGCGUGACAGAACCUCUUCAGCAGCUUUAGCGGGAGAGACGGAGGGGGCCAGUUCGUGGCCUAUUCUGGGACUAUACUGCAGCGCCGUCACAACGCACGCCAUUACCGGGAAUAAAGGUAUCCCCAAGUCCCUGCUUGCCCUCAUCCCUACUUUGUUUCCCACUCUUAUGAGCAUGUACAGGACACAUUCCCCACUUUUCAGAGGCGUAGAGUAGCGCACGCCACCACCUGGCUCGUGUCCAGACCGCGACGCUGCCGGGCACCGUCGAUUUUCCUAACUUGCUUGCUUGAAUCCGACGUAACCCUCCUUGAUCCUUUCGCAGGCAAGGCAGACGGUUUUUUAGUAGAUGUUUUCUAGCUUGAAUCACCCAAGGACGACACGGUGACAGAAAAUGGACAGACAAGUGCAUGUCUUGUUCGCUGGUCAGGGCAAGCGACCACCAUUUGCUGGCAUAGCGUGAUCCGGAAGCUCGUUGUCUCACUUUCCGGUGACCUUCCUCCGACACAGCAAAGCCAGGACCCACAUCCGGGAUUGCAUGAUGUUGCGGUGUCAUUUCUAGGUUUCACGAAACGAUGACUUGCAACAAUCAAUCAUACAACUGCCUCAAACGGCGCUGCUCCACGGACGAGAAAGCCGGUUGGGAGGGCCCCGUGUCUACCGUUGAGGCAUGCAACUGUGGCGUCAAUCUAGCGUACGAGCGAGCUUUUCUGUUCGACUGCAUGCAAACUUGACAACACUUCCGUGAGUUGAGACGUGUGGGAGAGAUAUGCUUGCACGUCUUGUUUGGAUUUACGGCUCCGUUGGUCCACUUCCUUGACACCCAGAAAACGUCCCAGCACCGUAAGCUUCGUUCCUCUCUUGCUUUGCGCUUCUUUCAUUACCUUGGAUAACGCACAUCUCGAGUGCUUCUCGCCAAGACCUCUGUCGGGGCCUGACUCACGAGAGGCGCACAUUCAGUGAGAAUCUCCCAUUUGAUUUCCUACUAAAAGCUUCAUUUACUCCGAGAGGAUCCGCACCAUUUUCGUGUUUUCCGUCGGCAGCCAUGGUACCUCAACGGAAGCCGUUGAAUGGUAUCUCCUCCAUAGUGUCACACCAGCAGUCGGGCAGUCCACAGAGUCUGCUGCCCGAUGCCGGAAAAGAUUUAAGUUCCGCACCAGCAGAUUCAAAUAUUCCUUCCCCCUCUCGUGAUUGUGAAAGCGAAAGAAGUUUCCGCGGGGAAGUGACCCGUACCACCUGCGCCGACUCGUCGGGCUGUCGUGACGGCGAAGGGGAGCGAGGAGACCUUCCCCUGCCUGCCUUGCGCGACUACUGGGAAGAAUUGUACGAACAAGAGCUGCAUUUGGCCUCACCCUGUGGCAGCGAAUGCGGUGGGGAUGCGGAAGAAAGUCUGUCAGGUGAGGGUACCGACCCCGAUGAUAGCGCGGACAGCGACACCACGACAGUCUACGAAGGCAACGGCGAAGAAUGGUUUGAGGCGCAGAGCGAGGCCAUCGCGAACUGGCUUCUGUCGAAAACUCAGGAGCUUUUCAGCGAAGGGAGGGUUCCCAGCGCUGCCAGCGGAAAUGCUGGUGUCGAACUCGCUGCUAAUUCGGAGACGGAAGAAGGAACAGAUGCAGCCACUCGGCACCUGCAAAUACCGAUUCUAGAUGUGGGUUGCGGGAAUGGUAUAUUUCUUCUCCGUCUCCUUCGUCGUGGAUUCACGGCGCUAGCUGGCGUCGACUACAGCGCGGCGGCCAUCCAGCUGGCCCGCCAAAACGUAAGCAGAGUGCUGCAUCGCAAGAAGCACCGCCAACGCCGGCGGAAGACCCUUCGCGCCAGAGAGUCAUCUGGACAAACGGUAGGGGAUCAGAGGGGUGAAGGCUGCCACGACAGGUCUCUCCUUUCCUCGACAGCUGACAUGCCUGAAGCCGUCGUCUCUUAUCGUUUCCCCCACGUGUGCUUGGCCCUCGUGGACUUGAGGAAGGUGAGCCCGCUAGGCGGAGCCGGAGAAUUGCCCGCGUUAUCAGGUGCGAAGUCGCCGACUGACGCGAAGGCGCCUGGAUGGCUCUGCAGAGUCUAUCAGAGUGCAAGAAGGAGGCACUGCGUUGAACGAGAAACGCGACGAGCGGAGAAAGCGGCCUCCGACUCCCUCAAUACAGCGUCCCACGACAUUAGCAACGAUACCCAGGAGAGCGACAGAGAGUCGAAACGCAGUGAUGGAGCAGAUUCCACGGAAAAGGAAGCCCCCACAUCAGAGCGGUGGCGAGAACUCAAAUCGAAGUGCCGAGACACUUCGGGAGGUGUUGAGCGCGUCGGCAGGCUUUUUUGGUGCUGCGGGGAGGCCGUCGAAGGUGGCCACAAGGAUAGUGAGCCAUUGUCUAUCCUCCACGCUCUCCCUCAGUUCCCAAUCAUUCACGACAAGGGCACCUUUGAUGUGUUCUAUCUGCUGAAAAUACCGAAGGUGUACGUGCAGCGGAUUUGGGCGCUCCUACCCGCUCGAGGCCUCCUCUGUCUUACGUCCUGCAAUUGCACACGGGAAGAGUUGGAAAGCUUCUUUUGCGAGCGGGAAAACGGUGACAAACCGUUUUUUCAAGUCCUGGACCAACUGCGUCACAAAGCCUUCAAAUUCGGCGGUGUUGAGGGCCAAAUUGUCACGACACUCAUGUUCGCGCGAGCAGACGCUUGAUGGGGGAACACGAACAAGAGUAAACGGGUCAGUUAGUGCAAAAGAACGAAAGUUCCAUUCCUUCGAUGUCUAGAUAGAGGUGAGCAUCCGAGAGAAAUAUGAAGUCGAGGGAGAAAAUGCUUUCUUCUGAAGCUCUCGUCAGUCCGUCCGUUUCCGUUCGUUGUUCGCCACAAGAGUUCGUGCCGCCGUUCAAGCGUACCAGGGCACCGUUUAUCUUCGUAGGUUGUAGUUUACAGCGUACGGGAAUGUAGUUGCCGCAACGAACUGCACUGAAUACUCGUAUUCAUAUGGGCAGGCUUUCGAUGUUUAUUGGAAGAGAGGUGAUCGUGGGGCAUCCGUGGGGAGGACCAACUGCAGCCAACUGCAGGAGGGUGCAUUUAAUGAAAACUGAUUGAUCCGCUACUCGCAAAAGCGAUCCAGUUGUAUAAGCCGAUGUGCCCUCCAUUUAAACUCGAUUCACAAACUUGAGUACGCAGUUCCUUCGUUGAAG
Molecule: messenger RNA, 4225 nt
Organism: Toxoplasma gondii ME49
Lineage: Eukaryota; Apicomplexa; Conoidasida; Eucoccidiorida; Sarcocystidae
Exons: 1
Coding region: 2113-3735 (540 amino acids)
Biological process (GO): peptidyl-lysine dimethylation; peptidyl-lysine monomethylation
Cellular component (GO): cytoplasm
Molecular function (GO): protein-lysine N-methyltransferase activity
Source: RefSeq, a predicted model, not a curated record